UGAGGAGACGGGACUCGGCGGCGGCCGGGAGGGGAGGGAGGUACCGGCUGCGGCAGCGAGCAGGAGGCGGCCGGGGACAAGAGAUUCCGUAAUAUCCAGACUCGCCGAUUACUGAAACGCCUCCCGACUCCUCGGAGCCGGUCUCGCGCCCCCUCCCCCCGCGAUAAUCGAUUGUUUUACAUGAGGGGUAAGGGCAAUCGCCUGCAGCUGCGAGGACGCGAAGCAAGGAAAGGACGCUUCGGAGCCGCCGCCGCAGGACCCCACCCCCCUGGUGACUCCAGCGGUCUCCCUCCCCUGCAGUCCUAAUCGAUCGUGACCCUGUCCCGUAAUCUGCGGGCGAUUUGGGAGAGCCGGUUAAACACCUUCCAUGGGGGAGAGAGGAGCCUGGCCCCUCGCCGCCUGCACCAUCCCCUCCCCGCUGGAGGCGGCUGCUCUCCUGAGGUAAAAUCCCUCCUGCCUUCCCAGACGCCAGGACUUCUGAAGGGGGGGGUGAGGGGGUACCCCAUAGAGAACGGGGGCCUGGCGAGUCAGCCUCCCUGCACCAGCCUCUCGUCCCCUGCCGCAUGCCGAGUCCCUGAGGUAAAAUCCACCCUCCCUUGCAGACAAGGGCUCCCGCAGCUGAAGGAAGCCUACCUAGCUCAGUAAAAGGAGGCGAGCCCAGUACCAGAAACCACCCUUCCAGAAGCAGCAGCAAGACACCUCCCUCACCCUCCUCCUGCACAAGUCAUUGCCUGCUCUCACCCCCUCCCCCGAAUGCUGAAUGCAGAUUUCUAAGAUGAAACUCUUCUUCGGACAGCCAGGACUCAUCUAAAGGACACAAAUAUCUGAUCAUAAAUAGGAGGCGAGCCUGGCGAGCUCAGAAACCCAGACCAACAGGAGCAGCAUCAAGAAUCUACCCUUCUCCUGCACAGCUCACUCCCCUCUCAUUUCCAGAAUACUGACUUUCUGAGAUAAAAAUCUUACCCCUUCAGUAAGCCAAGACUCCUCUAAAGGACACAUACAAAAUAGUAUAUAUUAUUAUUAUACACAAUAAAGGCUUACCGAGCAGCAGCAGGGGGGAAAAAAGCCUCCUGCACAAUUCACUCCCCCACUGAAUGCUAAAAUCCUGAGGUAAAAUCUUCCCAUAUUCACAGCAAGGACUCUUUUGAACAGGAAACAAAUAUAUAUUAGAUUAUAUAGAAUUUAUUAAAUUAUUCCAGACUUAAUUUUUUUUUUCAGCCAAGAGGUGGAGGGACCAGACGUCAUUGUUUCUCUUUUCCUCUUAACUCAUUUAUGGCCGAGUCAAGGCUGUUGAGGAGGAAAAAACAGGAUAGUUAAAAUCUCUUUGUAUCUCUCCCCAGAAGAUUUUUCUCUUAUUGCUGUGCAUUUCCUUUAGGAAAAGGAAACCUCUUAUUUUGCUAACCAAAGAUUUAUUUUUCUUUUCCUUCUAAUCAGAGAAAGGAAACAAACAUAAAUUGACACACAUUAAAUAUUUAAAGAGAUUUAUCUUUGAAAGAAUCAGAACUUAUAUCCAAAUCAGAAAUAUCUAAGGAGUGUGUGGAGGAAGAAACUGGAAUAUCUAGAUUAAAACAAGAUAUUUGCUAGUUCCUCUUUGGUGGAGGAGGAGAGAAACACUAAACGUUGUUUUUUACAGGAGAAAAUCAAUCCUAACUAUAAUAAAUGGGGGAUUACGGGUUUGGAGUGUUAGUGCAAAACAACACUGGGAAUAAGUCAGCUUUUCCAGUGAGAUUUCAUCCACAUCUGCAGCCUCCACACCAUCAUCAAAAUGCAGCCCCCAGCCCUGCUGCUUUUAUAAAUAACAACACAGCUGCCAAUGGCAGUAGUGCUGGGUCAGCUUGGCUCUUUCCUGCUCCAGCUGCCCAUAACAUUCAGGAUGAGAUUCUGGGGUCAGAAAAAUCUAAAACUCAGCAACAGGAAAAGCAAGAGUCUCUAGAAAAACAGCAGCUUUCCCCUAGUCAAAGUCAGGAAGCAGGCAUGCUGCCUGAACCUGAGAAAGCUAAAUCUGAGGAAAAUCAGGGAGACAAUUCUUCAGAGAAUGGCAACGGGAAAGAGAAAAUAAGAAUAGAAUCACCAGUGUUAACAGGAUUUGAUUAUCAAGAGGCUUCAGGGCUAGGUACUUCAACUCAGCCCUUAACAUCCACUGCAUCUUCUCUGACUGGUUUUAGUAACUGGUCAGCAGCUAUAGCUCCUUCUUCUUCUACAAUAAUCAAUGAAGAUGCCAGUUUUUUUCACCAGGGAGGGGUCCCUGCUGCCUCAGCUAAUAAUGGUGCUCUGCUGUUUCAGAAUUUUCCACAUCAUGUCAGCCCUGGCUUUGGAGGUAGCUUUUCCCCUCAGAUUGGACCCCUCUCUCAACACCACCCUCAUCACCCCCAUUUUCAGCAUCAUCACAAUCAGCAUCAGCAACAGAGAAGAUCACCUGCAAGCCCUCAUCCACCUCCAUUUACACAUAGAAAUGCUGCUUUUAAUCAACUGCCUCAUUUGGCUAAUAAUCUUAACAAACCACCUUCUCCAUGGAGCAGCUACCAAAGCCCAUCACCUACACCAUCUUCUUCAUGGAGCCCCGGUGGCGGUGGAUAUGGUGGGUGGGGAGGGUCCCAAGGGCGAGACCACCGCAGGGGACUGAAUGGAGGGAUAACACCCCUGAACUCCAUCUCACCCCUGAAGAAGAAUUUUGCAAGUAAUCAUAUCCAGUUGCAGAAGUAUGCUAGGCCCAGCUCGGCCUUUGCUCCGAAAUCUUGGAUGGAAGAUAGUUUGAACAGAGCCGACAACAUAUUUCCUUUUCAGGAUCGCGCAAGAACUUUUGACAUGCAUUCACUGGAGAACUCGCUGAUUGACAUAAUGAGAGCUGAAAAUGAUUCACUGAAAGCAAGGACAUAUGGGAGAAGGCGAGGUCAGUCUUCACUGUUUCCAAUGGAAGACGGGUUCUUGGAUGAUGGACGUGGGGAUCAGACUCUUCAUAGUGGCUUAGGAUCACCACACUGCUUCUCUCACCAAAAUGGAGAAAGAGUGGAACGGUAUUCCCGCAAGGUGUUCGUAGGUGGACUGCCACCAGAUAUCGAUGAAGAUGAGAUCACGGCUAGCUUUCGUCGCUUUGGUCCUUUGAUUGUGGAUUGGCCGCACAAGGCAGAAAGCAAAUCCUAUUUUCCUCCUAAAGGAUAUGCGUUCUUGCUGUUUCAAGACGAAAGUUCUGUACAGGCUCUGAUUGAUGCAUGUAUUGAAGAGGAUGGAAAACUCUACCUUUGUGUCUCCAGCCCCACUAUCAAAGACAAACCAGUUCAGAUCAGGCCUUGGAAUCUCAGUGAUAGUGACUUCGUGAUGGAUGGUUCGCAGCCUCUUGAUCCACGAAAAACUAUUUUUGUUGGCGGUGUUCCUCGGCCAUUACGAGCAGUGGAGCUUGCAAUGAUAAUGGACCGGCUGUAUGGAGGGGUAUGCUAUGCUGGAAUUGACACAGAUCCUGAGCUGAAAUACCCAAAAGGAGCUGGGCGGGUUGCAUUUUCUAAUCAACAAAGUUACAUAGCUGCUAUCAGUGCCCGCUUUGUUCAGCUGCAGCAUGGAGAGAUAGAUAAACGGGUGGAAGUUAAGCCAUAUGUCUUGGAUGAUCAACUGUGUGAUGAAUGUCAGGGGGCCCGUUGUGGUGGAAAAUUUGCUCCAUUUUUCUGUGCUAAUGUUACCUGUCUGCAGUAUUACUGUGAAUAUUGCUGGGCUGCUAUCCAUUCACGCGCUGGCAGGGAAUUCCACAAGCCCCUGGUGAAGGAGGGAGGAGAUCGCCCAAGACAUAUUUCAUUCCGCUGGAACUAAAAGAUUACUGCAGUGCUCAUAUGCAGGCCUCAAAAUAAGUGCACUCUUCUGUUAUCCUGAUCCCUCCCCACAAUCCCCCUUAUUCAAGAUAGCAUGUCCUUUUGUAGUAGUCUGUAAUUUAACAAUAGUAUAAUGAAAGAAUGACCUAUAAUAUGGGUAUUUUGUAGAAUCUUGUCAUUGAAAACUGUAUUGGGAACUCCUUUUCGUAUUGAUAACAUGUUGCAUGUAAGUUACAUCCUCUUGUCUUUGGUAUCAAGAGGACACUUACUUCAUGCAACGUUUUCAUAGAGGAGAGAAAAAAAUGUUAAGAAAAGAGAAAUGAAAUAAUAGAGUAUUUUGUUUUUUUAAUUAAAUUAUUGUUAAUAAAAACAUAAGAAUACUUUUAUUAAAAUAACCAUGCAACAAUAACACUAUCAGUCUGUUCUGACACUCCCCUCCUUCGCCCCGCCAAGGGAAGCCUGGGUUUUUUUUUUUUUUUUGCCUUUUCUUACUGUUAAAUUUUACAGCAAUGAAAGAAGCUAGCAACUGCCUAGGAAAGCGCAUGUUUAAAGCAACAAAAAUGCAUGAGCAAGGUUAAAGCAGCAUUAUAACAAUUAUUUUUACUUAUGUUAAGGGUUUUGAGGCUGAAUUUUUAGCACAGGAUAUAUCUCACCAUGUCUCCAACUUUCAACCACAUCCAAAGUACUAAUCAAAUAGGCAGAUCUUAGUAUAUUUUAUCAAAACAAUUACCAUUUAAAGGUUCCCAAAUAUAAAAGUUGGGUAAAAUUACUACUGAGUGGAGUGUGGGGCGGGGGGAGUGCACUUAUUACUUUUCAUUAAAAAGAGAGAGAACUCAAUUGUCUGGUUACUGCCCUAGAAAUCCUACCAAAGCUAGAGUAAUAACAACUAGUAAACUGGCAUUUCCUCUCCUGAAGGACAAAUGUAUAGAUUUUAUUUUUGAUGGUUAUAUAUAACUCUAUAUGCUAAUAUACUAACAUUCAUCAGGGGACAGCCUUUGCUCUCCAUUUUGACAUGAAAAAUAAGAUACCUCAAGGAUAUCACUGAUUUUAUCUAAGUUCUGGUAUUCCACUGUAUCACAGACUAAAAAUUGGCUGCUAAUUGGUUUUACUCUUGGAUGUAAAGUCAGUUUUAAUAUCCUCUAACUUAGCUAGCUAUAAGGUAGAAAGCAUAAAUAGAACAAAGCUAAGUAGUCUAAGUCUGUUUUGCACUGUUUGCUGAACUAAUAAGUGUGUAAAUCUGUGCAAAGAGGCAUAUGCCUAUCUUACUCUUCCUGUAGAGAGAAUCCUAACUAAGAAUCCUUUUCUUCAGAACUUAGCAUGGGGAAAUAAAGAAUUACAGGUGUCUGAAGUGCCAACUUUGCUAAGUUAAUGCAUGCUUUAUUAUAAAUAAACUCCAGCUUGAGAAGCAUUAACACAAUACAUGAUAACUGAAUGCUUAGGGGUGAGGUGGGGGUUUUGUUUGAAAUAGUCUCUUAAUCCCCUGGAAGGGGCAUAGACUUCCAAACUUGAUUUUAACUAAUGCCCUGGUCAACUUUUAAAAUGAUUGUGUAGCAGUGUGCAAAACAAACCAAUCCAACGGCAAUCUUCUAAACUGUCUGACUGGCAUGGUACCAUCCUAGAUUCUCUCAAACCAAAGAUUUGCCUCAGCGCUGCAGAAAACAUCUACUCUGUGAGCCCCCUAACCCUCAAGAUUAUCUUUAUGAGAAGCAGUUUUUAUUUUCAAUACAGGCUUUAAUGAACUAUACCUUAUUAAGUUCCAAAGGUCAAAAUGGAGACAUUUGCUGUCUACUAGUCAAGUAAAGAAAGGGAGCUGCUUUUAAUGAAAUCCCUGAAAAUAUUGACAACAGUAAUGCAAAUGGAGAGUGCUCUUGUGUAGAUUGUCAGGGACUUUUUUUUCUCUGAAGUCCAUAAUUAUAGUUGGAAUGUUCCUUUUAAUUUUUUUAAUGCUUAUUAGAUGGCUUGGGGUGUGCUAUUGUGCCGAUCCUACCCAGUAAACAGGUGAGAUGGGUUACCAUUACAAGAAAUAACACUGUUUGAGAACUAGCUUUGAAUAAUAAUUUUCCCUUUGUACAUGACCUGCUGAAUUUCGGUACAGUGUUUUUGUAGCUAACUUAUUUUGUCAUGCACAUAAUGUAUAUUUGUUAUGCACUACUUUUGUAUAUCUUGUUUUUCCAACAGUGAGCAUUUUUAGGCACACUUUUCACUGACGGGAUAUCUCUUUAUGCAAUACCUCAAUUUUUCAUAUUGCAAAGAGUAGCUUUUUGUACUUUUAUUACUGAGAGAUCUUCAUAUACUUCAUUUUUUAAUAUAAAUAAUUUUAAUAAAUUUUAUUUUCUUAUAUUCUGCUUUUUAUACAUUUCAGUGCUCUGCAUACAUUUUGAAUUAUGGAUGUUGUGCACUGGCAAUGCUAUUUUAGAAUCUGCAGAGAAAAGAAAGCAUGUUGCUUAAACAUCUUAGCCCAGCACCAUGUAUUUGGUGUACAUAUAAUUUAAGAAAUAGUAUAUGUAAAGUUGAGAAUUAAA
This is a messenger RNA of Chrysemys picta bellii (western painted turtle), 6319 nucleotides long. RefSeq names its product cytoplasmic polyadenylation element binding protein 4 (gene CPEB4). Lineage: Eukaryota; Metazoa; Chordata; Testudines; Emydidae. Gene Ontology annotation, cellular component: nucleus; neuron projection; cytoplasm. Gene Ontology annotation, biological process: negative regulation of cytoplasmic translation. The record is from RefSeq and is a predicted model, not a curated record. Gene Ontology annotation, molecular function: mRNA 3'-UTR binding; ribosome binding; translation factor activity, RNA binding.